Molecule: messenger RNA, 1974 nt
Organism: Anopheles maculipalpis
Lineage: Eukaryota; Metazoa; Arthropoda; Insecta; Diptera; Culicidae
Gene: rumpel
Product: sodium-coupled monocarboxylate transporter 1
Exons: 7
Coding region: 68-1855 (595 amino acids)
Biological process (GO): sodium ion transport; transmembrane transport
Cellular component (GO): membrane
Molecular function (GO): symporter activity
Source: RefSeq, a predicted model, not a curated record
GUUAGAACAGGGGAGCUUUAAGGCUAGCGUUAAACCGCACAAAAAUCAACACAAAACAUCACCCAAAAUGGCCGGACUUAGUGUUGAUGACGUUAAGGUUUCGCUCCAGAAGUUUGGCCUGUACGAUUACGUGGUGUUUGUGCUGAUGCUGAUGAGUUGUGCCAUGAUUGGAAUAUAUUUCGGAUUUCUUAAGAAGAAAGCGAAAAAAGGUGAAGCUGAAGCUGACUAUCUGGUGGGAAAUCGGCAGAUGAAAAUUAUUCCUGUUUCAUUGUCAUUGAUUGCGAGUUUCAUCUCCGGCAUAUCACUGCUCGGCACGCCGACCGAGAUUUAUUUGUAUGGCGUGCAGUACAUGUACAUCGUUGGUGGAGUGAUUACGAUGGGAUUCAUCAUGAUGUACUUCUAUCUGCCUGUUUUCCACAACCUCAAGCUUACGUCUACCUAUCAAUACCUUCAAACCCGGUUCGAUCGACGAAUGCGUCUCUUCGGGUCAAUUCUUUUUACCUUGGCAACGAUGGCGUGGCUUCCAAUAGUGAUCUACGUUCCAGCGCUCGCUUUUAACCAGGUAACGGGCAUUAAUGUACAUCUCAUCACACCCAUCGUGUGUGUCAUCUGUAUCUUCUACACCUGUGUCGGAGGCCUGAAAGCCGUCGUGUGGACCGAUGUCAUCCAGACGGUGCUCAUGUUCGGCGCAAUGGUUCUCAUUAUUGUCAAGGGAACACUGGACGUUGGAGGCCUAUCGGUGGUGAUGGAUCGCGCGAGGGCUAGUGGACGGAUCGAGGGUCCCGAUUUUCGCUUUGACAUGACCACACGGCACAACAUCUAUUCCUGCGUGAUUGGCGGUGUCAUAUACUGGCUCAAAACAAAUGCCGUCAGUCAGAACAUGAUACAGCGAUAUCUUUCCCUACCAACAUUGGCUGCUGCCAAGAAAGCACUGUGGACAUUUAUCUUCGGCACGUUGGUACUGUUGGCACUGUGCUGCUACAGUGGAUUGCUUAUCUACGCCAAAUACUACGACUGUGAUCCUCUCACUACCAAACUUGCCAAUGCAAAGGAUCAGCUACUGCCACUGUUAGUAAUGGACACGUUAGGAGACUUCCCAGGACUUCCUGGGCUGUUUGUCGCUGGAGUGUUUUCCGCCGCCUUGAGCUCACUUUCCACAGGCUUAAACUCCAUGUCCGCUGUGGUACUGGAGGAUUUCUUUAAACCUUUCUCAAACCGUCCUCUUUCCGAGAAACAAACUUCCAUUAUCAUGCGAGCUGUAGUAGCCGUUUUUGGUGCAAUCUGUGUCGCCUUGGUACUGGUAGUGGAGAAGCUUGGCUCUGUUCUUCAACUCUCCAUGAGCCUUGGUAGUGUAAGCAAUGGUCCACUAUUAGGAAUAUUCACACUAGGCGUGCUGAUUCCGUGGGCUAAUGGAACGGGAGCUAUAGUAGGAGGAUCGGUAGGACUUGCCAUAAUGAUUUGGGUUUGCCUCAAAGCUCAGCUUGCCAUUGCCACUGGAGAACUUGCAUUCGAGCUAAAGCCCGUCGACACCCGAGGUUGCAGUUAUCAUUUUAUUGCAACAGAACCAAUGAGCAUGCUUGCUAUUAAUACCACAAGCCUACCAACCGUUUUAACUCCAGCUGAACCUGAGUUUGCACUCUAUCACAUAUCCUACCUGUGGUACACGACCAUGGGAGCACUGAUCACGAUCAUCAUCGCCGUCAUUGUAUCGUUUAUCGUUGGUCCAAACAAACCGGAUGAGAUGAAUCCCAACCUUUUCUCGCCCUUCAUCCAACGCAUCCUGAUAAGGCGCCGGAUAGCAGCACACACCCAGCUCGAAAUGGCAACCGGUGGCAUCAAAGAGAUUAUCCAAUGAUUGAUUCACCAUGAUUGCCAUGCCAAACGUCCGACCCGACAAAUGGCGAUGAAUUUUUCAUCUUUUCACUCUAGCUUAAAAUUGAAAUUAAAGAACUUUCCAAACACAACAACUCUUUC